GCAGCCACCGUCGAUGAUAAUGAUGAUGUUUAAUUUGCAGUGAGUGGGAUGAGUAGUGGGGCUGAGAAGUUAAUGCUGAGAAUAAAGAAAGAAAAAAAUGGAAGACGUUACAGUGAUGGGAAGAUGAAGAAGAUGGAGGAGACAAAAAAGUGCGACGGAGGAAACGCAAAAACCCUAAAAGUAAAAAUGACAAAAUAAAACUCAGCCCAAACCACAUAGACCAUAAACAUCUAUUACAAUAAACAUAGAAUCCCAUUACACAAACACACAAACAAACGAACUAAAAAUACUCGACGAUGAAAACGCAAACCAGAGAUCACUUAUUAAAACAGGGACACGUGUCCAAUUUUAGACAUAGGAGUGCUGAUGUGGCUUAAUGAGAAAUGAGAAAACUCAACUUUAUUGUUAUAGAUUUGUUUCUUUCUUCGUCUCUCUCUCGGUCGAUCUUUUUACAAGGUUCACUAGUGGUACGGAUGGAGUUUUCUAUCUCCUCAACUCUCUCUGUAAUGGCCACCACUGUAGCAGCUGUUGAGAUUGUGAAAUCUCAUGUCCAACUCUGAUAUUAUCCGAUUAGUACGAUAUUGUCCACUUUGAGCCUUAAUGAUAAGCCCGCAUGGAUUUACUUUUGGUUUCCUUCCCAAAAGGCCUCGUACUAAUUAGAGUUGGACAUAUCUUUAUAUAUUAGACUUUCCUUUGUCUAAUAUCCAAUGUGGGACUUAGAUUGCUUCUCACAUUCUCCCCUUCAAACUAAGAACCACAACUCAUCUCUUGUGUGUUUCUUAAUCACAGGGCUUUCCUUUGAGAAUGCUUCUCCCACAACAUCACAGAUUCCAUGAUCUUAUGACAUUCCUGCUACAGACCUCCUUUUUCUUUCUUCAAGGAUUCCUCAUUCCUUCGAGGGGUAUUUUAGUCUUUCUUGCAGAUCUUCGUCAAACCGCUCUGAUACCAAUUGUUGGGAUUGUGAAAGCCUAUGUCCAACUCUAUUUAUCCGAUUAGUACGAUAUUGUCCACUUUGGGCCUUAAUGGCAAGCCCGCAUAGAUUUACUUUUGGUUUCCAUCCCAAAAGGCCUCGUACUAAUUAGAGUUGGACAUCUCUUUAUAUAUUAGACACUUCUUCUCUAAUUCUCCAAUGUGGGACUUAGUUUGUCAUUUCACAGCAGCAACAAAACUCACCUCCUUGAAAGCCACAGCUGGGAAGCUCGGUUACCUUGAGAUCUGUCAGGUCCGUAAAUGGGCUCCGCUUCAAUCUGUGAUGCCUUGUUUCGGUAUGCUGCGAUGUGCAUUUGCAACUUCCACUGUUGUAAAAGCUCAAGCUCAAGGCACUGCUGUUGAGCACACAACAGAAGAAGAAGCUGUUCCAAAAGUGGAAUCUCUAGUUGUCGUUAUCACUGGUGCCUCUAGAGGGAUUGGUAAAGCUAUUGCUCUAUCCUUGGGCAAAGCUGGCUGUAAGGUCUUGGUAAUUUAUGCUAGGUCUGCUAAGGAGGCUGAAGAAGUUUCCAAACAGAUUGAAGCAUAUGGUGGCCAGGUUAUUACGUUUGGAGGUGAUGUCUCGAAAGAGGCUGAUGUGGAAGCCAUGAUGAAAAUUGUUGUUGAUAAAUGGGGAACCAUUGACGUUGUGGUUAACAAUGCAGGUAUAUGCAAACCUUGGAAUUACGCGGAUACCUUGUUGAUAAAAAUGAAGAAAUCCCAAUGGGAUGAAGUGAUGGAGUUGAAUCUCAGUGGAGUGUUUCUCUGUACCCAGAUUACAACAAAGAUCAUGAUGAAGAAGAGAAAGGUAAGGAUCAUCAACAUAGCGUCAGUUGUUGGUCUAAUUGGUAAUAUUGAGCAAGCAAACUACGCUGCUGCUAAAGCUGGAGUUAUUGGGUUUUCCAAGACUGCCGCCAGAGAGGGUGAAAGCAGAAAAAUAUAA
Raphanus sativus (radish) is the source of this 1909-nucleotide messenger RNA. RefSeq names its product 3-oxoacyl-[acyl-carrier-protein] reductase 5, chloroplastic-like. Lineage: Eukaryota; Viridiplantae; Streptophyta; Magnoliopsida; Brassicales; Brassicaceae. The record is from RefSeq and is a predicted model, not a curated record. Gene Ontology annotation, molecular function: oxidoreductase activity. The coding region runs from base 1130 to 1909 and encodes 259 amino acids. The transcript has 8 exons.